Messenger RNA from Anoplopoma fimbria (sablefish), 462 nucleotides. It is a transcript of the gene micos10, whose product is annotated as mitochondrial contact site and cristae organizing system subunit 10. Lineage: Eukaryota; Metazoa; Chordata; Actinopteri; Perciformes; Anoplopomatidae. The transcript is spliced from 4 exons. The coding region runs from base 51 to 278 and encodes 75 amino acids. The record is from RefSeq and is a predicted model, not a curated record. Gene Ontology annotation, cellular component: mitochondrial inner membrane; mitochondrion; MICOS complex.
GAAGGCAGCACCCACUGCUGGAGCUGCGUUGAGAGAAGCUAACGUCCAGCAUGUCUGAGAAGGAGCUGGGGAAAAAGUGGGACAGAUGCUUGGCAGACGGUGCCAUUAAACUUGGCACUGGGCUGGGGCUAGGAAUCGUGUUUUCUGUUCUGUUCUUCAAACGGCACACUUGGCCGAUUUCAUGCGGCUCAGGAGUGGGACUUGGCAUGGCGUAUGCCAACUGUCAGAAUGACCUGAGGUCCUCAUAUCUGCUGCACAGAAGCGAAAAGGAGCAGUAGCUGCAAGUCAUCGAAGGAAUGUCGUUUUUUUUUUUUCAAGACUUUUUGUUUUGCCUGUGGGAGAGUCUCCAUUUGCACUGUUCUACAGCUAGAUCCCUGUUGAACGAUCCAUCCAAGUAUGACUCCGUAUGAUUGUAUGUGCCUGAUGAGGACAGUCUGUGUAUAUUUAAUAAAAUAAUCACAA